Molecule: messenger RNA, 615 nt
Organism: Pelagomonas calceolata
Lineage: Eukaryota; Pelagophyceae; Pelagomonadales; Pelagomonadaceae
Source: the annotation of a GenBank genome assembly
UGGGGGAGACAGCUUAUUUCGAGUAGAACGAUCGGAGCGCCUUGCGCGCUCCGGAAACUCCAGAAGAUGGGGGAAGGGACGACGGGGGAAUGGUCAAGAGCCCCUCGCGGCGGUCGGCGACGCCGGAGGUUCGGCAAUGGCAAAGGGCAACGACGGGGGGGGGGACUUGGAACUUGGCGACCGGGCCGUUCAGCGGUACUGCGUCGAGCGGCGCCGCAGGCGGCGCUCGAAGUCGGCCGCGUGCCGCACGGCCGGAUCCGCGCAGACGAACGCGUCCCCGCCGGCGCGGCCGCGCUCCACGAACCACGAGUAGUAGUUCAUCUGGCGCGCGAACGACUCCCACAUGGUCUUGCGCCGCGCCGCGGGCGCGGCGCCCGGCGCUGCCUUGAAGAACUUGGGGAGCACGCGCUCGGCGAAGCGGGCGCGGUCCGGGAUCACGAGCUUGCGCGCGGUCGGCGAGUAGCUGCAGUAGUCGCCGAAGCCCUCGACGAUGCGCCGGAGCUUGCUCGGGAAGAUCUGCGCCGGCGUGCUCGGCGGGUCCUCGGGCGAGGCGUCGUACCGCGCCGGGCGCGCCGGCGCCGGCGACAGCGGCCGCGCGCGCUUGCGCGCCGCGCG